AUGUUGCCGCCCCAGCACGACACACUACAUCUCCUUGUCCUCAUACCACCUCCAUCCCAGUACCACCAUGAACUUUUUACGGCAAGGCCCUAUGUCUUCAGGAACUUGCGAACUAGAAAUGGGGUUCAAGAUUAUCCCACUGGACACAAGGUGGACUUCAACAUCUUCUACAAGGACCUCCUGGAGGAUUUGCAACGGAAAUACGCUUCAGAUGCUGCUAUUAUGAAACUCAAUGCAAAGGCAUAA
Messenger RNA from Serpula lacrymans var. lacrymans S7.9, 246 nucleotides. RefSeq lists its product as uncharacterized. The record is from RefSeq and is a predicted model, not a curated record. Bases 1 to 246 code for a protein of 81 amino acids. Lineage: Eukaryota; Fungi; Basidiomycota; Agaricomycetes; Boletales; Serpulaceae. The transcript has 4 exons.